Messenger RNA from Athene cunicularia (burrowing owl), 2296 nucleotides. RefSeq names its product aldehyde dehydrogenase 9 family member A1 (gene ALDH9A1). Lineage: Eukaryota; Metazoa; Chordata; Aves; Strigiformes; Strigidae. Gene Ontology annotation, molecular function: 4-trimethylammoniobutyraldehyde dehydrogenase (NAD+) activity; aminobutyraldehyde dehydrogenase (NAD+) activity. The transcript is spliced from 11 exons. Bases 169 to 1725 code for a protein of 518 amino acids. The record is from RefSeq and is a predicted model, not a curated record.
CGCAUGCCCGCCGGGGUGGGGCGGGGCCCGCCGCCCUGAGGUUAAAGGCCCCGGUGGAAGCGGGGCCCUACGGCUGUGUCGCCUCGUGUCGCCCCACGGGGAACAGUCUCUCCCGUGGGGUUUCCCUAGCCCACCGCUUCCCCUCACCCCAUCGCGCCGGCCCAGCGAAUGCUGGCGCGGUCGCGGUUGCUGAACCUCUUGCCCCAGCUCUGCGCCCUCCAGCCCAGCCUCGCCAUGAGCAGCGUUACCGGUACCGUCACCAUCCACCAGCCGCUCAACUACCGGGCGGGCGCCCGCGUUCAGCCCGCUGACGGCGGCCAAGCCGAGGAUGUGUACGAGCCGGCCACAGGUCGAGUAAUAACCAAGCUGCUCUCCUCUGGGGAGAAGGAGGUCGAUCUGGCUGUGCAGAGUGCAAAGGCUGCCUUUAAAAUAUGGAGUCAGAUGUCUGGCAUGGAGCGGAGCAGGGUGCUGCUGGAGGCUGCCAGAAUUAUUCGGGAGCAAAGAGAAGAAAUUGCAACCCUGGAAACCAUCAACAAUGGCAAAUCCAUCUUUGAAGCCAGAGUGGACAUUGACAUAUCCUGGCAGUGCCUGGAGUAUUACGCAGGACUGGCAGGAUCUCUAGCUGGUGAACACAUCCAACUUCCCGGGGGAUCCUUUGGGUACACUCGAAGAGAGCCCCUUGGGGUGUGUGCUGGGAUUGGAGCCUGGAAUUACCCUUUCCAGGUUGCCUGCUGGAAGGCUGCCCCAGCCUUGGCUUGUGGCAAUGCAAUGGUCUUCAAGCCCUCACCCUUCACCCCCCUUACGGUGGUGAGGUUGGCAGAGAUCUUCACAGAGGCCGGUGUGCCCAAGGGGCUCUUCAACGUGGUGCAGGGUGGAGCAGCCACAGGCCAGUUCCUCUGUCAUCACCCAGAUGUGGCCAAAAUCUCUUUCACUGGCAGUGUGCCAACUGGCAUCAAGAUCAUGGGGAUGGCAGCUAAAGGGAUCAAACCAGUCACCUUGGAGCUGGGGGGCAAAUCCCCCCUUAUCAUCUUUUCAGACUGUGCCUUGGAGAACGCCGUGAACGGAGCCCUCAUGGCCAACUUCCUCACGCAGGGCGAGGUGUGCUGCAACGGCACGCGGGUGUUCGUGGAGAGGAAGAUCCUGGAUGUCUUCACAAAGGAAGUAGUGAAACGCACUCAGAAAAUCAAAAUUGGAGACCCGCUUCUGGAAGACACGCGGAUGGGAGCCCUUAUCAACCGUCCCCACCUGGAUCGUGUCCAGGGCUUUAUCAAGCAGGCAAAGGAGCAGGGGGCAGAGGUGCUGUGUGGUGGGGACCUGUAUGUGCCAGAUGACCCCAAGCUGAAGAAUGGCUAUUACAUGCAACCCUGUGUGUUAGGGAACUGCACGGAUGACAUGACCUGUGUGAAGGAAGAAAUCUUUGGGCCUGUCAUGUCCAUUCUGCCGUUUGACACAGAGGAGGAAGUUGUGGAGAGAGCCAACAACACCAAAUUUGGCCUGGCAGGUGGUGUCUUCACCAGGGAUAUCCAGAAGGCUCACAGAGUAGUGGCUGCUCUCAAGGCUGGGAUGUGCUUCAUUAACAAUUACAACAUCAGCCCUGUGGAGCUGCCUUUUGGAGGAUACAAGGCGUCAGGAUUUGGCAGAGAGAAUGGGCGGGCAGCCAUGGAGUACUACUCACAGCUGAAGACUGUCUGUGUGGAGAUGGGUGACGUGGAGUCUGUGUUUUAGUAGCUCUGGAGCCUGCUCAAGGGAGCAUCAGCCAGUUCUAGCCUGUCAGCUAGAGAUGUGGAUUUUUUACACAGCAAUAAAGUGCUCUAAAAUUGUAAGUGCCUGGGGGGGGAUCAUGCUGGAGCAGCAUUUGGCCAUCCUGCUCCUUCAAGGGGGAAUGUAUACAUAGGGCUCAGCCUGGGGGCCUGCUCUGUCCUGUCUGGUGAAGGAUGGGAACCUUAGAGUAGGAAGCAGCACUACAGCUUUCAGCAGCAGCUUGUGGAUGUUUGGCACCACUGGAAGUUUGUGUGCCUUCAACCCCAUUGCCUUCCACCCUCAGUCAGCUUUGAUUUUGGCUUCUUAACAAGUAUGACCCUACUCAGUGCACAUAUGAGAUCUUGGACAGAUCAGUAUCAUGUAGCUAUAGGCUCUCUCUGUUCUCCCAACUACGUAAAAGCCUUAAGGGUAGGGUUGUUUGUUCCCUCUAGCCCCCUUGUAAACACAAGUUUUGUUUUUUCUAUCUGUACCUUGCUUCAAAAGUGGGACAAAAUACUGUGAGGGUGGUUAGCUUAUGCUGCCUGGGACCAGGAUG